Ilyonectria robusta is the source of this 1895-nucleotide messenger RNA. RefSeq names its product Alpha/Beta hydrolase protein. The transcript is spliced from 3 exons. NCBI's taxonomy places the organism in Eukaryota, Fungi, Ascomycota, Sordariomycetes, Hypocreales, Nectriaceae. Bases 200 to 1777 code for a protein of 525 amino acids. Gene Ontology annotation, biological process: proteolysis. The record is from RefSeq and is a predicted model, not a curated record. Gene Ontology annotation, cellular component: fungal-type vacuole. Gene Ontology annotation, molecular function: serine-type carboxypeptidase activity.
GGAAAGGCCCACCUCGCCCCGAGGAGCCGAUUCCGCUCCUCAUUACCACUUUAAGCCAAGCCAAGUAACGGCAAUAUUUGGACACGCGAUUGAACAGCGAGUCAGUGAUUCACGGAUGCAGAUUCUGUUUACUAAACGCGCCCUCCGGCUCAUGCAAUCGAGCUUCACCAAGACGCGUGAACCUGAGUAACAUCCAACAAUGGCGUUGAAGCGAGUAACACUCGCCUGUUUGGCGCUCACUGUGACGCAUGCGCUGGCCUCAUCCUACAAGACUGUCACAUCCGAUUUCAGCAGCAAUACAGUUCGCUUCAAGAGUUGGGCCGCCGACGAUGUGUCGAUUUGCCAUGGCGGAGCAGCUCAUCACACGGGAUGGGCUGAUGUCGGAGAUCGCCACUUGUUCUUUUGGUUCCAUGAAGCUCGAAACAACAAAGAGGAUGCUCCCCUGCUGAUUUGGCUUCAAGGGGGCCCUGGCGGAAGCUCUUUGCACGGCAUGCUGUACGAAAAUGGCCCAUGCCUCAUUGAUGGUGCAGAUGCGACCAAGUUCAAUCCUUACUCGUGGACGGAACAUUUCAACGUCAUUUACCUCGACCAACCUGCUGGCGUUGGGUAUUCCUACACGGAUCACAAUAAAGACGACUCAUCGUACCCGUCUCGUGUCGAGGACUCCUCACUUGAUGCCGUUGCAUUCAUCAGAUUGUUCUACGAAGCCUUCCCGCAUCUGGCUAAUUCCGACCUCCACUUGUCUGGAGAGUCUUAUGCUGGUCGCUAUGUCCCGGCCUUUGCAUCCGCCAUCCUGGACUACAAUCAGUUUCUUAGUUCCACGCCUGGAACUCGAGAGUCUAGCGCAAUCAUCCCUUUGCGAUCCAUCAUGGUUGGCAACCCGUGGAUCAGCCCUGUUGCACAGUUCCCCGCAAUGUACGACGUGUCGUGCUACGAAUACCGCGAAAAGUACGCCCCUCACCUCGACCCAGAUGACUGUGCGAAAGCACUGAAACUUGUUGAUCGAUGCGAGUCGGCUGUGCGCGCUUGCGCGAUGGGAGGUGAUGACCAAUUUCUCUGCGCUCAACCCGAAGAACUAUGCCAGGGCCAGUUCACUUCCAUUUUCGUGAACACAACUCGGAGCAUUUACGAUCGGCGUCGGAGAUCAUGUCCCAGUGCCGGGAAUUGCUACCCUGAUAUAAAGGACAUCAUCUCGUAUCUUGGAUCGGAUGACAUGCUCAAUGACAAGCUUGAGGUUUUAGCCCAGAGCGAAGGCCGCAAGAGGUCUUGGGAUAUGACAAGCGAGAUCAUUCAGCGGCGGUUCUUUGAAUCUGGAGACUUCUAUACCCCUACGACUGGGUAUCUCAGUAAGAUCCUAAGCCACGCUCGUAAGACGCAUCUGGCAAAGGUCCAACGACCGAUCGACGUAUUGCUGUAUGUUGGCGUGACCGACAUCAUCUGCAAUGCGGAAGGUGUAUAUGAGGGCUUGCAACACGUUGAGUGGGAGGGACGUACACCAUUUCGCGCUGUCCCGUGGAAGGAGUUGCCGUGGAAUGCCUCAAGUGGGUUACGUGGUGGAAGGGUCAAAGCCGUGCCUAAUCUGUGGCUUGCUGAGAUUGAAGAAGCUGGACACAUGGUUCCUUAUGAUCAACCUGCCUCGGCUCUCAAUUUGGUUGAAUACUGGCUGGACUACUUGAAGAGGCCGACCAGCAUUGUGCCCAACUUCCAGGACGGUGUCGCGUUGAACAAUGGAAAGGAAACGCAAAAGUCCUUUGGCGAAGAGCGGGAGGAUCUGUAAAUAGUACUCCCAGUUUCGUUGAGUGUAACUGUGAACAGUGCAUCCAUGAUAUUCGCCCAUAGCUGCACAUCACCUGCGCUCGUGAAUGGGAGGAAUGUAUCACAUAUUUUCCUCUACC